AUGAGCCGUCCCCCAAGAAACCGGAUCCCCAAACCGCCCGGUCCGGGCAGCGGCGUUCGUAAGAGCAGCAGCAGUAGCAGCGGCGGCAAGAUGCUGUCCAUGUCCUACAGCGAGAGCAUACGGAGCGGCAUCAGCCGCUACCACUCGGACCAGGGCCUCAAUCAGCCGUCCCGGCAGACGGACCAGGCAGAGCUGCAGCGCCUCAGGGAGCAGAGAGUCGCCGCACAGAUCAAGAACAUGGAGGACUUUCUCAAGAUGAAUGGCUUGGCUCUGGAAGAGUGUGUCUCCUUCCAGACAGGCAUGAAAUACAGAAACCUUGGGAAGUCUGGAUUAAGGGUGUCCUGUCUAGGAUUGGGAACAUGGGUGACGUUUGGUGGCCAGAUCACAGAUGAGAUGGCGGAGCAGCUGAUGACUCUGGCGUACGAGAAUGGGAUCAAUCUGUUUGACACGGCCGAGGUCUAUGCCGCGGGAAAGGCGGAGGUGGUGCUGGGGAACAUCAUAAAGAAGAAAGGAUGGAGGCGUUCCAGUUUAGUGAUCACCACUAAAAUCUUCUGGGGUGGAAAGGCGGAGACUGAGAGAGGAUUAUCGAGAAAACACAUCAUAGAAGGUUUAAAGGCGUCCCUGGAGAGGUUGCAGUUAGAAUAUGUAGAUGUGGUGUUUGCCAACAGACCGGACCCUAACACACCGAUGGAAGAAACGGUGCGAGCGAUGACUCACGUGAUCAAUCAGGGAAUGGCCAUGUACUGGGGUACUUCUCGCUGGAGCCCCAUGGAGAUAAUGGAGGCGUACUCUGUUGCCCGGCAGUUCAACCAGAUCCCUCCCAUAUGCGAACAGGCUGAGUAUCACAUGUUCCAGAGAGAGAAAGUAGAGGUACAGCUCCCAGAGCUCUUCCAUAAGAUUGGUGUUGGGGCGAUGACAUGGUCCCCAUUGGCCUGUGGGAUAAUCUCAGGGAAAUACGACAGCGGGGUUCCCCCAUACUCCCGUGCCUCUUUGAAGGGCUACCAGUGGUUGAAGGACAAGAUCUUGAGCGAGGAAGGCCGGCGUCAGCAGGCGAAGUUGAAAGAGCUGCAGGCAAUCGCGGAGCGGCUGGGCUGCACUUUGCCACAGCUUGCCAUCGCGUGGUGCCUAAGAAAUGAGGGAGUCAGCUCUGUCCUCUUAGGAGCCUCUAACACUGACCAGCUCAUGGAGAAUAUAGGAGCUAUACAGGUUCUUCCAAAGUUAUCCUCCUCCAUCGUGCACGAGGUAGACAGCAUCCUAGGAAACAAGCCCUACAGUAAAAAGGACUACCGCUCCUAA
Chanos chanos (milkfish) is the source of this 1296-nucleotide messenger RNA. RefSeq names its product potassium voltage-gated channel subfamily A regulatory beta subunit 2a (gene kcnab2a). Bases 1 to 1296 code for a protein of 431 amino acids. Gene Ontology annotation, biological process: regulation of potassium ion transmembrane transport; potassium ion transport; regulation of action potential. Gene Ontology annotation, cellular component: voltage-gated potassium channel complex; membrane; juxtaparanode region of axon. The transcript has 15 exons. Gene Ontology annotation, molecular function: voltage-gated potassium channel activity; transmembrane transporter binding; potassium channel regulator activity. Lineage: Eukaryota; Metazoa; Chordata; Actinopteri; Gonorynchiformes; Chanidae. The record is from RefSeq and is a predicted model, not a curated record.